AUGUUUAACCUCACGUUAGGCUUUUUCGACCUUGUUGAUGAGGGCGGAAAGAAAUACGCUCCUCAUUUGGUCGACACCGUCCGACCUGAGCAUGAGGAUGUGUAUGAAGAAGAGCUCUCGCCUAAAGCCAAGGGUAACGCUCCUACCGAGUCGUAUGCCAAUGGGUCGCCUGUGAAAAACAAGACGGCCGGUGGCAAGGUUCUUCACCACAAGACUCGCAAUACUGCGCAAGAAGAAGUCCUUCCCAAUUUCAACAGGGAUGUGCGCACCUUCCCUGUAUUGAGGUAA
This is a messenger RNA of Coniophora puteana RWD-64-598 SS2, 288 nucleotides long. RefSeq lists its product as uncharacterized. The record is from RefSeq and is a predicted model, not a curated record. Lineage: Eukaryota; Fungi; Basidiomycota; Agaricomycetes; Boletales; Coniophoraceae. The coding region runs from base 1 to 288 and encodes 95 amino acids. The transcript has 3 exons.